Zeugodacus cucurbitae (melon fly) is the source of this 1133-nucleotide messenger RNA. Its product is annotated as toll-interacting protein. The record is from RefSeq and is a predicted model, not a curated record. The transcript has 4 exons. Gene Ontology annotation, molecular function: ubiquitin binding; ubiquitin conjugating enzyme binding. NCBI's taxonomy places the organism in Eukaryota, Metazoa, Arthropoda, Insecta, Diptera, Tephritidae. Gene Ontology annotation, biological process: ubiquitin-dependent protein catabolic process. Gene Ontology annotation, cellular component: cytoplasm. Bases 136 to 963 code for a protein of 275 amino acids.
AUUGCAAACGUAUUAUUAAUCACAAUCAGUGUGAAAGGGAAUUCGAUUUGACUUGUACGAAAAAUAAUUUAUACUGUAAAAUAACAAAUAUAGAGUUUGCUUAAAGUACUUUAAUAUACAAGAAAUUAGCAUAAAAUGGCAAAUGCUGAAAUUGAAACACGUUCAAGUCGUUGGCGAAAGGCCAUGGUGGGACCGCUACCAAAUGAUUUUCUACGUAUUAACAGUGGCGUUGAUGCGCAAGUGUCUGCAGGCUGCCAGACAGCGGAAGCUGCUUACCAACAGCAAGUGUAUCCACAAUAUGUUGCACCAAAUUAUGUUGGACGUUUAAGUAUUACCUGUGCACAAGCAAAACUAGCACGCAAUUAUGGCCUUACCCGCAUGGAUCCCUAUGUACGUGUACGUGUCGGUCAUUAUGUCUACGAAACACAAACCGAUCCGAAUGGUGGUAAACAUCCACAUUGGAAUCGUGUAAUACAAAGCCAAUUACCUGCAGGUGUUAAUUCCAUUUUCAUUGAAAUUUAUGAUGAAUGCAGCUUUAAAAUGGACGAAUUGAUUGCAUGGUGUGAAAUCAAAAUACCACAAACUGUGAUGCGGGGCGAAACGCACGAAGAAUGGUAUCCACUAAGUGGUAAACAAGGUGACGGUCUUGAGGGUGCCAUCGAUAUUGUUUUGAGCUUCUCCAAUCAACCCAUGCAGCCAUAUAUGUACCAAACUAUGGGCGGACCAGCGCAAAUGCUAAUGGUGCCACCGGGUAGACCAAUGCCAAUAUUUGUAACACCUCAACAACCACCUGUCGCCAAUACGGUUAUGGCACCAGCACCGCGCCAAUUGUCCGAAGAGGAAUUCAAACAAAUACACGAAAUGUUUCCAAAUAUUGAUAAGGAAGUUGUCAAGUCUGUAUUCGAGGCGAAUAAUGGUAGUAAAGAUGCAACAAUAAAUUCCUUGCUGCAGAUGAACGAAUAAAUAAUUGCAGCAAUUGUGCAGUUAUUUUAUACAUACAUAUAAAAAAAUAUAUAUAUACACAUAUAAAAUAUAAUCGUCUAUAUAAUAUUAUUAACAAUACUAAAUUUUGCUUGUAUGCAUUAAAACAGCAAAUAGAUUUUUCAAAAUGUGGAGACCACAACAAAAGCAUA